Messenger RNA from Fomitopsis serialis, 663 nucleotides. RefSeq lists its product as uncharacterized. NCBI's taxonomy places the organism in Eukaryota, Fungi, Basidiomycota, Agaricomycetes, Polyporales, Fomitopsidaceae. The record is from RefSeq and is a predicted model, not a curated record. Bases 1 to 663 code for a protein of 220 amino acids. The transcript has 4 exons. Gene Ontology annotation, molecular function: carbon-sulfur lyase activity.
AUGCUGGACAUCAGGGACGGACUGAGGAAGUACCGCGACAGGGUCCCAGAGGACGUCGGUGCACCCGGCUCGUGGAGCGUGCAGGGAGGAGACGCGGGUGAGACCAGCGACCCCGCGAGCAAAGAAGUGUUGGACGAAGCAGCUGGGCAACAGCUGAGUGGUGGUUGCUUCUGCGGGCAGGCCUCUUAUACAUUCUCUGCGACCGAUGUCCUCAGGACGGCGUACUGUCACUGUACACAAUGCCAAAAGCUUACUGGCUGCCCAUUCAUCCAUACCAUCCAUCUCCGUUCUUCUGCCGUCUCAUUCGCACUGCCGUCAUCCGCCGCGACCGCUCCUACUUUGUCUUCGACCAUCUGCGCUUCGGAAAUCGAACUCAACUCGCUGCCGCACGUACUGCGCGCAUACAACACACCAUUGAAACCGCACAAGACACGCCUACGCUGCACGACGUGCGGGACGUGUGUGGCAUCAAUGAACAGCCUGACGGGGACGACGUCCGUUUGGGGUGUCCACCUCGCACGUUCGCCCAGCGGACGGAUUUGCGAAUGGGAUAAGGUCAAGCCGACUGCCCAUAUAUUCUAUGGUACACAGUUGGUCGAUAUCAAGGAUGUAUUGGGCAAAUGGUCAGGAUAUGAGAACAACAGUGACAGACUGGAUGUGUAG